AUAAACAAAUGAACAUGGAACAUUAAUAAAAUAAUAGAAAAAAUUUGAAGAAUUGGAGUAUCGUCGUGUUCUCCGUUUCAUAUUCGGUUUUGCAAUUUACAUACCAACAACAUAACCUAAUAUCCAAAUUCUUCCUCCUUGCGAUUCGUGAUAUUUGAAAGUCUGCUUCAAUAUUUCACUUCAACUGCAAUCAACUGUAAUGGGUAUAAUCAGGAGAUUCUUCUCUUUUAUAGCAGGGAAUGUAGUUGGGAUCUAUGUGGCUCAGAAUUACCAAGUUCCAAACAUCAAGAAGGUAGUUGACACUGUCUUGUUCCAGGCCAAGGAAGUCGAGGAAAAAUAUCGCAAGCCGAAGAAGGGUGGCUCCAUCAGAACGAAAGAGGGUAUGGAUCCCCUAUAGUAGUUGCACAGCGCAGAAGAUGUGGAAUUUUAUCUCUCUAGAUCAGUCUAUUUCCAUAGUUGCUGCAUCGUGCACUUGCUGUAAGUGAUCUAAGUCCAACGAAAAAGAAGUUGAUGUAUAAUGUUAUUAUUAGUUGAUUAAGGAUUAUUUUCUUACUUCAAUUCCUAAUGGUGAUUGAUGGGAUCUUGAGAUGAUGCUAGAGGCUGUCAUCUUAUCUAUCAAACUGUGUGACAUAGAUUAGUUGUCUCCUUGCUUUCUGCAGUUCAAAUUCAAAUUUCAUAUAUAUGCAAGUUAUAUGUUGAGUUA
This is a messenger RNA of Cicer arietinum (chickpea), 703 nucleotides long. RefSeq lists its product as uncharacterized. The record is from RefSeq and is a predicted model, not a curated record. NCBI's taxonomy places the organism in Eukaryota, Viridiplantae, Streptophyta, Magnoliopsida, Fabales, Fabaceae.